This is a messenger RNA of Saccostrea cuccullata (small rock oyster), 2193 nucleotides long. RefSeq lists its product as uncharacterized. The record is from RefSeq and is a predicted model, not a curated record. The transcript is spliced from 6 exons. Lineage: Eukaryota; Metazoa; Mollusca; Bivalvia; Ostreida; Ostreidae. Bases 1113 to 1850 code for a protein of 245 amino acids.
UCAAGCGAAAACCAGGCUUAAGUGCAUUGUGACGUUAUCGAGAAAACGAGCGCUAAAGUCGACGUCAUAAUUUAACGUCAUGAUAAAAUCAUUUUCUGCAACGCUGUCAUGUUUGAGAGUGAAUGAUUUUCUUCACGGACCACGGAACUGUCUGACCUAGAAAUUAUCAACACAGAAUAUUUUCCUACAAGAAAUCCCAUUAAUCAGAACAAAGAUACAUGUUCUAUCAAUGAUACCAGCGAUGAUGACGAAUCAGAUGACAAUCCAGCAAAUUUAGAGGCACGGAUCCACAUGUACGUCGAAGAGCAGAUGAAUGAAAAUCUCUCUGAUAACAGCGACGAUGAAGGCGACAUCAACAUUCUAGAUAAUCCAUGCACCGAGGAUGUAAAAUUGCGCUCUCUGAUUGAAAAGGGAUGCGGAUGUGCGAAAAACUGUAUCUCUACAUUUAGUUUUUCAGAUAUCAGAGAACAUGUUAUUUCCUUAUCCGAGAUGACGAGAAAUGAAAGAGAUUUCUAUAUCAUGGCGAAAUUAAAGGUAAAGGCUAGGCGCAGACAGUCAAAAGAUGAAGGUUCAACUAGAAAACGUAUUCGAUACCUCUAUGAAUUCAGAGAUGUUGAAGUUUGUCGACAAACAUUUUUGAUCACCCACAACAUUGGCAAAUUUACAUUAGAAUCUCUGAUUCGACAUCUCACAACAAAUGGGUUGACUUCGAGAACUCAUGGAAAUAAACAUAAGCGGCCGAAAAAUGCAUACAGUUUUGAUGUUUUGAGAGAUGCUGCCCAGUUCAUUACCAACUAUGCUGAGGAACAUGGCCUGCCCCAGCCGGCAGCAGUCAACAGAAAUAUUGGAGGGCACAUACUUCUACCAUGCAGUGAAAGCAAACAGUCUUUGUAUAAAAUAUACAAAGAUAUUUGUACUGAUAACAACAAAACAGCAGUAGGACUUACAACCUUUAAAGGAGUCUGGCAAAGUUGCUGUCCCAGUAUAAAAUUCAUGUCCCCCCAGACUGACGUGUGUCCUGUCUGUGCAUGAGCAGCACAAAUAUGAUAUUCAAUCGGUGAUGACGGAAAACGACAAGUUAGUGGCACACGAUCAAUAUAGUACACACUUGCAUGCAUGAAGUUAAAGCAGAACGACAGUUGUAUAACCAGAGUGUUACAAAUGCAAGAGCUGAGAUAGCUGAGCAACCCGUCCCAGUAAAUCCAGCGCCAGGGAUGUCGAUGGACCUACAGAAUGUUCAUUAUACAUUCGACUAUUCUCAAGCUGUAUCUAUUCCGCAUCACGUAUGUCAAGUCGGACCUUUAUACUUCGCAACUCCGAGAAAGGUCCAGGUGUUUGGAGUUGCUAUGGAAGGUAUAAGGAAGCAGUUUAACUUCCUUAUAGACGAGGAUUCCACACCAUGGGAAAACGGAACCAAGGUCAAGGGCGCAAUUGGAGUGAUUUCGAUGCUUCAUUACUGUUUUGAGAAUUUUGGACUAGGUGAGAAAGAAUGUCACUUACACUGUGAUAAUGCUUCAGGGGAAAACAAAAACAAAUUCAUGCUAGCAUAUUUGAUGUGGAGAAUUCUGAGUGGCAAGCAUUCCAAAAUAAAUUUGCAUAUGCAAGUUCCCUAUCAUGGCAAAAGCCUGGUAGAUGCUGAAUUUGCCUACAUCAAAAAGUUAUACAGAAGGGCUGAAGUCGACUCCUUGGAACAGUUAGCAUCCGUGGUUAGGAAAAGCGCGAGGUCCAAUGAAGUCAUUGUUUGGUGGGGCUGGCAGAGAAUGGCUCGAUUGGAAGACAUUUACUUCCGAGUACUUCGUUUCUUUCAAGGGCAUCAGGAAAUACAGACACCUUGUCUUCCAGGCAGAUAAACCAGGUAUUGUCUUAGCCAAAGAAUUACCAGAUUCACCCGGCACAGAAAUGAAACUGCUAAAACAGGGGAUCGAUGUAGGCACCAUCCAACCUCCCAAUGUCAUUCCAGCAGCUGGAUUAAGUCGAGAGAGAGCUGAAUACUUGUUUAAAUUCAUUCGACCUUUGUUAGGGUCCCUUACAAGGACGCCGUCGCCCCUUCCCCUGACGCCCAGGAAGAAUAACUACUGUCAGUGAAAGUCGACAAAUUUAUCAACGAAUGGUUAAAUAACAAUUGAUUAACCAUUAAAUAUAAUCGAUUGUGAAAAUAAAAUUUAAACUUGUGAAAGUGUUUUCAUUAAUAUC